AAGGAAAAAAAAGAAAAGAAAAAAGAGAUAGAAAAGAAGUGCUUUGAAUUUCUAAGAUCCGAAAUUGUAUUGCAGACAAUCGAGUAGAAAGCUCCGAUUCCGACAACAACUCCAGCUUCAAGCUACAUCUCGUAAAUGGCUGGUAAAGCUCAAAUUCCUACCAAGAACUCGGCGCUUAUUUCUAUGAUUGCCGAUGAGGAUACGGUGGUUGGAUUUCUUCUUGCUGGAGUUGGUAAUGUUGACCUACGAAGAAAAACUAAUUACCUUAUAGUCGACUCAAAGACGACCGUCAAACAAAUCGAAGAUGCUUUCAAAGAGUUCACUACAAGGGAGGAUAUUGCAAUAGUGAUGAUCAGUCAAUAUGUUGCAAACAUGAUUAGGUUUCUGGUAGAUAGCUAUAACAAGCCAAUUCCUGCAAUAUUGGAGAUUCCAUCCAAGGAUCAUCCAUAUGACCCUGCUCAUGAUUCAAUUCUUUCGCGUGUAAAGAACCUGUUUUCUACCGAAUCGGUGGCGUCUGGGAGGCGUUAAAAAGAUAUUGUAACUUAUGUCCCAACUCUUUUCGAAGUCAUCCACCGUUAUGCUGCUCUUGGUGUUCCCUUCUUUCUGCCCUGAAUUUUAAUUUGUAAUGAUUCUAUUCAUAUCGAUCACUCGAAUAAAACUCGAAAAAUACAUGGCAACAGAGGAGCUUGUGGAUGUCUAAGCACCUUAGAAUGCCAUUGUUUUCUUGUACCUGAAUUACAUUUGAUACUGUAACUCGAGGCAUUACAUCUGCAUGCAUCUGAAUGCGUUCUUGGUGCAUGUUUGGCAAAAACCAAUUGCCUCCAUG
Molecule: messenger RNA, 826 nt
Organism: Cucurbita maxima (winter squash)
Lineage: Eukaryota; Viridiplantae; Streptophyta; Magnoliopsida; Cucurbitales; Cucurbitaceae
Product: V-type proton ATPase subunit F
Exons: 5
Coding region: 136-528 (130 amino acids)
Biological process (GO): proton transmembrane transport
Cellular component (GO): membrane; proton-transporting V-type ATPase, V1 domain
Molecular function (GO): proton-transporting ATPase activity, rotational mechanism
Source: RefSeq, a predicted model, not a curated record